This is a messenger RNA of Naegleria gruberi, 1305 nucleotides long. RefSeq lists its product as uncharacterized. The record is from RefSeq and is a predicted model, not a curated record. Lineage: Eukaryota; Heterolobosea; Eutetramitea; Acrasida; Naegleriidae. The transcript has 6 exons. The coding region runs from base 1 to 1305 and encodes 434 amino acids.
AUGAAAAGAAACAAAACUUCUGAUCAUCGUAUUGUUCUUCUCACCAAACAAAAUACACCUUUCAGAGUGCAAUCGGAGGAUGAUCGUAUUUUGCAAUCCACCAAAACAGGUGAUUAUCAUAACAUGCUGGAUUUGGCUUCAGUUUUUGUUGGAUCGGAACAAAUUUUAUAUGUUUCUUCUAUUAAUCAAGGAUUUUUUGUUGUACAUUCUGAUAUGACAAUUACAGAAUUAAAUUGUUUGGGUGAUGCUUUGAAAAUUAUUAGACAUACCGAAUUUAAAUCAAAACGUUUGGAAAUCAAGUUUAUUGAUGGUGGAGAGGGUAAUGUUUGGAUUGUUACAAAGUGUAAUAGGUUGUUUAAUUAUGGAAGUGAUAAAAUUUUCAAACAAAAAGGAAAAUUAUUGAAUGAUUCUAAUGUUGGACAGUUUACAGAGGCAAGUUGUGAAUUUCUUUGGGAUGAAGAUGAUUUCUUUGAGGAAACACCUAUAAAAAGAGAAAUUACUCACUUUUCCUGUGGAAGAUAUCAUACCUGUCUUGCAGUGAACAGGAGAUGGGCAUAUGGUUGUGGUUAUUCCUCCUUCUUUCAAACAGGAACAAAAAGUGCUACAGAUACUGAACAGUUUGCUCAAUCAUAUUUUCACGUUGAUGGAAAAUGUCAAAAGGAAAUGAAACAUACCAUUAAGGAGCUAUACUGUGGACGUUAUUUUACUCUGAUAUUAUCUGACAAUUCAGAAGUUUGGGUAACAGGUUCAAAUGAAAAUAAUCAAAUCUUUGCAUCUAAAAGUUAUGAAUAUUAUCAUAAAUUGGAUGUUUUCCAAAAUGUACUGAGAGCAUACGCUUGUAAAUUAGGAUAUCAUUCCAUGGUUAUAACUGGUGGACAACAGAUUGAAAAGCCAGGACCUUUUGCAGUUGUUGCUAAUGGUUGGAAUGAUAAUGGUCAACUAGGAACAAAGCAUAAAAAUGAAAGUGAGAUGUUUAGUUAUGUUGACCUUCCUCAACCACUUACCCAACAUAGUCCUGAUGUUGUAAAUCUAGAAAUUUAUCCAAUAUUUACUAGAACAUUUUUCAGAUACAAAUCACAUAUUUAUGAAACAGAGAAGAACAAGGGACAAUUAGAGUUGGAACUGCCUUUCAAGUUUUCUUUCCUGGAUGAUGUUAAAAUUGCUGGUGGUUCAGAAUUCUCUUUGAUUGUAGCAACCGAGAAACAUAGCAAAAUGAUUCAAUACUUCUUUAGACAAUUGGAAAAUUCAUAUAGAAAUAGACAUGUGAGUGAUAUAGAAAUUGUAGUAACAAAUACUGCCUAUUGA